Molecule: messenger RNA, 5600 nt
Organism: Acipenser ruthenus (sterlet)
Lineage: Eukaryota; Metazoa; Chordata; Actinopteri; Acipenseriformes; Acipenseridae
Gene: ciita
Product: class II, major histocompatibility complex, transactivator
Exons: 21
Coding region: 16-3750 (1244 amino acids)
Biological process (GO): positive regulation of MHC class I biosynthetic process; inflammatory response; positive regulation of MHC class II biosynthetic process
Molecular function (GO): ATP binding; protein binding
Source: RefSeq, a predicted model, not a curated record
UCCACAGCACACACAAUGGUUCACUUUGAAGAGGUGCUCUCCCGCGUGAGGAGCUCGCUGUGCAGUGCCUCCCCCCGCGGGGUCCAGGGCUUGCUGUCACACCUGCUGGAGGCUGGUGUCCUGUCCCGGGAUUACUACCUGUGCCUGCUCAAGGAGAAGGAUGCAGAGGACCUGGCCAGGAGGAUCUCUCUCCCAGUGUGGGAGAAAUGGGACUGCUGCCACAGCACCAUCCACUGUGCGCUGGACAAAGCACAGAGCUGCAAAACCAAGUCACAAGCAGCUCCGACCAACCCCCGAGCCCAGGAUGCAGGCAUGGACCCCUCAGUCCUGGGAGAGCACAGCUUCCUGAGCCUGCUGCACAGCGACACACUGCUGGGGGACAUUCCACUCGGCUUCCCUGAGGGACCCUUUCCCUGCGAUGCGGAAGGUAACCAGCUCUCUCUGGAUUCUCCCAACAUUUUCGACUACCUGCUGUCAGACCUGAUGGUGCCCAACGAGAGAAUCCUCUCUCCGACCCCUUUUGAGUACAACGAAAACAUCGAAAAAAUAUUGAAGUUUUUAGAGGAAGACCAGCAAGAGAAUUUGGGGGAAGAAAUGGAGAUGACACUUUCAGACCUGGAAACCACGUGCCAGGACCCCGCGAGAAACACCCAAUAUCCCAAGAGAGACCUGAACCCAGCCGAUGCCAACUCUGUGGAUACAAGGAAACCGAAGCACCAGAAAAGAGAUCCCCGAGCAAACCGAGCGCUUGAGAAAAAGAAGCGAGGCUGGAGGAAGAGCUGCCGACCCGACCAGAGAAAAGCACAGAGAGCGAGUUCUCCCGCACACCCUGUCCACGGGUUUGUCACUUUCACACUUCCCAUCUCCAGCCUCGCUGCUGCUGGAAACACUACACUCAUUGCUGGAGGCUCUUUGGCCCCUACCCCUGCACCCACAGCCUUCCAGGUCAUUCAGAACUUCACCGUCCCUCAGCAGGUCUUCGGUAUCCCUGUCGCCAACGCUGUGCACCCUGGGGGCCCGACGUUUGUGAUUGUGCCUGCUGCUCCAGUGUCCUCUCCCGGGGCUGCAGGAACUCCCAGCUCACCCGUCGCAGGUACUGUCGUCGAUGCUGCUGUCGCCAGGCACCCUGACAGCCCCUCCUCUCCCGCUAGCCCCUCUGCUGUGUCUGUGAACAGAUCCCUUUCUCCAGCCUCUCUCCCCAGCACCCAGCCCAUCACUACCGAUGCAGUGACGUCCCCCUGCAAAGGAUCGCAGUCUCCACUGCGGUCCCUGAAGACCCCUGAGAAACCCAAGUCUGUUGAAGAGUUUAAAGAGUCCAUAAGAAGUUACCUGCUCGACACCUGCCAAUUCGUGGGCACGGAGGACGAAGUGUCCCUGGAGUCUCUUCACAUUGACGUGCCUUUGAUCCACAGGCAGGUCAAGAUCAAAACGGGGAAGAACGCCAACAAGUGUCUGGAGAAGGAGCUGAUCAUCUGCGACGCAGCGGAGAGGAGGAGAGCCGAAAUCCCCCGGAGCCAGAUAUUCCAUCUCAACGGGGAGGGGUCGAAAGACUCCAAAGUGAUGGCUUUGCUGGGAAAGGCCGGGCUGGGUAAAAGCACGCUCGUCCAGAAGCUUUGCCAGGACUGGUCCAGGGGGGACUUCCAGCAGUUUGAGUUGGUUUUCUGGUUCGCGUGCAAGAGGCUGAAUCUGUCUGGGAAGCGCUUUGGGUUGAGGAACCUGCUCUUCAGUCUCUUUGCGGUGCCGCCCCCGGAGAACACCGAUGAGGUCUUCAGAUACCUCCUUCGCAACCCCGAGAAGGUCCUGAUCAUAUUCGAUGGCUUUGAUGACUUCCAGGAUUGCGAAGGCCUCCUUCAUUGCCCUGCCACCAGCUCCUCCAAGGAGAUCUACAGCAUCAAGGACCUCUUUUCGGGUCUCUUUCAGAAGAAACUGCUCAUCGGAAGCACGGUACUGGUCACUGCCAGACCCAAAGAAAUGUUCAACCAGUUCUUGGGAAAGGUGGACAAGAUAGUUGAGCUCAGUGGCUUCACCCCCGAAGACAUUGAGCUGUACAUGAGCAGGUACUUCAAGGGCACUUCAUACUGCGACGGCGCGUGGAGGAAGGUCCAGAACAACGGGUUUCUUUUUAGUUUGUGCUCUACCCCGCUGAUAUGCAGGUUAGUGUGCUUCCUCCUCGAACACUUUGACAUGAGCAAAGACUUGCCGUCCACGCUCACGGGACUCUACUGCCACGUGUUCUACCAGAAGAUGCACGUGAAUGCGUACGCAGCGGGUCCUUUGAACAGGCAGCAGAAGCAGAACGUCCCUGAUCUGGGCGCCCUAGCCUGGGAAGGGGUUCAGGACCACAAGUGCCUCCUGAACCCAAGAGACUUGUCAUCCGAGGAGCUGAAGGAGUUCGGUCUGAGCAGCGGGAUCCUGAGCCCUCACCCAGCGAGCGAGGGCAGAGAGGAGGGCGGCUUCGGCCUUGGGUUCGCUCAUUUGAUCACACAGAAUUUCCUGGGGGCUCUGCACCUGAUCUUGGCCAAAAACAUCAGUGGCAAAAGCCUGAUGAAGCAGGUCCUCCUGGAGAAGAAAAAGAAGAAGCCUGAGGAAGACUGGCUGGACGUGCUGCGCAGGUUCCUGGUGGGGCUGCUGUUUCAACCCGCAGAGUGUUCAUAUCUGGACUGCUUGUCUGCCGAGGCUGUAGUGUCCAAGAAAGACGCGCUUACUGAAUACUUGAAGAAGAUCAAACCCAGCGAUCUGAACCCUAGCAGGCUGCUUGAGCUGUGCCACUGUGUCUACGAGACGGGCAACAUGGGCCUCGUGAAGCACAUGGUCUCCAAGCUCCCCUCAGAGCUCUCCUUUAGGGGCACGCCUCUCUCCCCACCUGACGUGUUUGUACUGCAGCACCUCCUGAACAAAACCAGAAGAGCCUUCACCCUGGACCUGCACGAGACAGGCAUCGACCUCCAUGGAAUCAAACAGCUGGUGGGGCAGAAGAGCGUAACGUCGUUCAGGGCUUCUAUAUCGGAUACAAUAAGCCUUUGGGAGCACCUGCACCAGACUGGGGAGCAAGGUCUUUUAAAGGACUCCAUCUCCAAGUUCACUAUCAACCCUUUCAAAGCCUCGCGGAUCAGUGAUGUUGAGCACCUCUGUCUGCUUGUGCAGAUCUACCGGGAGAGGAAGCUUCCUUCAUGUGACACAGAAACUGGGCCUGGCGAUGAGAUCUUUGAGAUCCCAGCCGUGAAGGAACUCCGGAAGCUGGAAUUUGCACUCGGUCCUGUUUACGGAUCUGUGGGGUUUUUAAAGCUGGUGGAGGUCCUUCCUGCGUUUGAGCGGCUGCAGCACCUGGACCUUGAAGCACUGACCGAUAACAAAAUCGGGGACAGGGGAGUGGAGCGGCUGACGGGGGCUUUCCCUGCUUUAUCAUCGCUGGAGACGCUCAACCUGUCCCAGAACUACAUUGGAGAUCGAGGAGCCGAGAGACUGGCACAGUGUCUUCCUUCCCUCGUGUCACUGAAGCAUCUCAGCUUGUACAGUAAUCUGAUUGGGGAUUGUGGAGCAGAGAACAUGGCCAAGGCACUCCCAGAGAUGAAGUCUCUUACCGAACUCGACGUGAAAUAUAACAAGAUCACGGACGUGGGGGCGCAGAAGCUGACCGAGAGUCUCAAGAGCUGUCUGUGGAUAAAGAGCUUGGCAAUGUGGAAUCAGUCCAUCCCACAUGGAGUUUUGGAGCACAUGAAACAACAGGAUUCUAGAAUCAACCUGCUUUAGAUCCUUCAGAAGCUGCCGUGGCCAAUGGGAUCGUUCCCUUGUGAAGGGGGGCGGGCUGUCUGUCUCUGGGCAAGCAUCACUGAACACUACCUCUGCAGUCCCAGUGGGAGCCUGCUGGCAGCUGCUGUACAGAGAUGAUCAGAUGACUGUAGUGAGUAGCUAACACACUGGCAAGCCGUCUGGACCGCCUUCCUGUCACUGUCACGCCUUGUACCAGGGUUUCAGUUCUCUGUUCAUAAUGUGAAGUGCUGCUGGUGAAAGACACACAGCGUUUCCAGUGCACGUCAGUUUUACCCUGGUUAUACUAUGCAUUUACCAUCGCUUACCCCGGUUUGCCAUGUUCAUUAGCAUGCUUCACCAUACCUCCCUUUUCUUUACAGUGCUUUCACUGUGCUUUAUUACACUUUGCUGUGCUUUUACCAUGGGGAAACUUUUAUAAGGGUAAUGUUGUUAAAAUCUCCCUCAGAGUGUGCGAGUGUAGCACUGAGGCGCUAAGGCACAAGUUCAUUUGCAUCAGCUCUGGCUGUGACACUAACAAAGUAAAUGGUGCUUUGGCUUUACAUGAUUACAAACUCUAGCAGGGCUCAUGUAUGUUCAUAUCCUCAACGCUGCUUGCUUGGAAGAUGUUUACAAGGGGAGCCUAUUGUUGCAUAUGCACCAGUUGCAAUGUUACUUGAUUCACGACUGUGUCCGGGUUUCAGACAAACGCCCCCAGAGAGUUUCCUGUUAACACACCACAGGGGUCUUCCCUUCCAAACGGUUCACCAGGAGCCCACACGCUGCUCUCAGCUGCGUUUUACUACUGACGAAAUUUACAAACAACUCCAACGCUAAACUGACUCCAGAUCAUUCCAGGCAUUAUUACUGAUCACCCUACCAGAGCAAAAUAAAGAAAUACAAAUGUAAACUGUAGAGAUGGAUAUUCAAUCUGUGACUGUGGUGUGUGUGUGUCUGUGUGUACCAGCUUUAUAAGAGAUGGAUAUUCAAUCUGUGACUGUGUGUGUGUGUGUCUCUGUGUGUGUCUGUGUGUGUGUGUGUGUGUACCAGCUUUAUAAGAGAUGGAUAUUCAAUCUGUGACUGUGUGUGUGUGUCUGUGUGUGUGUGUACCAGCUUUAUAAGAGAUGGAUAUUCAAUCUGUGUGUGUUUGUACCAGCUUUUUAAGAGAUGGAUAUUCAGUCUGUGUGUGUGUGUGUGUGUGUACCAGCUUUAUAAGAGAUGGAUAUUCAAUCUGUGACUGUGUGUGUGUGUGUGUGUGUGUGUGUACCAGCUUUAUAAGAGAUGGAUAUUCAAUCUGUGACAGUGUGUGUGUGUGUGUGUGUACUAGCUUUAUAAGAGAUGGAUAUUCAAUCUGUGACUGUGUGUGUGUGUGUGUGUGUGUACUAGCUUUAUAAGAGAUGGAUAUUCAAUCUGUGACUGUGUGUGUGUGUGUGUCUGUGUGUACUAGCAUUAUAAGAGAUGGAUAUUCAAUCUGUGACAGUGUGUGUGUGUGUGUGUGUGUACUAGCUUUAUAAGAGAUGGAUAUUCAAUCUGUGACAGUGUGUGUGUGUGUGUGUGUGUGUACCAGCUUUAUAAGAGAUGGAUAUUCAAUCUGUGACUGUGUGUGUGUGUACCAGCUUUAUAAGAGAUGGAUAUUCAGUCUGUGACUGUGUGUGUGUGUGUGUCUGUGUGUACCAGCUUUAUAAGAGAUGGAUAUUCAAUCUGUGACUGUGUGUGUGUGUACUAGUUUUAUAAGAGAUGGAUAUUCAAUCUGUGACUGUGUGUGUGUGUGUGUACCAGCUUUAUAAGAGAUGGAUAUUCAGUCUGUGACUGUGUGUGUGUGUGUGUGUACCAGCUUUAUAAGAGAUGGAUAU